Parnassius apollo (apollo) is the source of this 642-nucleotide messenger RNA. NCBI's taxonomy places the organism in Eukaryota, Metazoa, Arthropoda, Insecta, Lepidoptera, Papilionidae. The record is from the annotation of a GenBank genome assembly.
AUGCCGUACUUAGGCUUGAAAAAUUUCGCAAAGAAGGCAGUAUGGCGUUACAGCAUGGGCAUGAGACGGCGGCUGGCGAUUGGCUGCGUGCUUUUCGCCAGUACUCCCGUAAAACUGCUGGACGAUCCUACUGCUGGGAUCGAUGUCGCCGCCAAACACCUCGUAUGGACUGAGAUUAAGCGUGGACUUUCCAAUGACGACGCCGUUGUGCUCUCGUCACAUAAUAUGGAAGAGGUAGAGCGCCUAUGCAAUCGUUUAGCAGUUCUGGACUCAGGCGAGACGGGAACACUGGAGUCUACCAACAGCUUCAAGAACUUGUACGCACCUGGUCGUACCGUUUUUUUUAAAUUCCGUAUUACUGUCUUAUAUGCCGCUGGAACUUUGAGAGUGCAAUCGCUAAAGGACUCUAUGUACCGCGAGUUUAGCUGCUACGUGAACAGUGAACAUUUGACAACUAUUUGGUUCACAAUAACGGAACCGAAGCUGGCGUUUAACGUGAUUUUUGUAAAGCUGAGAAAACUGGCAACUGAUUUCGAAGACAUCGUGGAGGACUACUCUGCUUAUGACGGCAAUAUGGAAGAUGCCUUUAUACACUUCAUGGACGAGAACCGUUACAAUAUCCGACCGAAAGAGACUUGGUAG